Messenger RNA from Trypanosoma cruzi, 2289 nucleotides. RefSeq names its product ubiquitin activating E1 enzyme, putative. Gene Ontology annotation, biological process: autophagosome assembly; cellular response to nitrogen starvation; protein modification by small protein conjugation. Gene Ontology annotation, molecular function: Atg8 activating enzyme activity; Atg12 activating enzyme activity. NCBI's taxonomy places the organism in Eukaryota, Euglenozoa, Kinetoplastea, Trypanosomatida, Trypanosomatidae. The record is from RefSeq and is a predicted model, not a curated record. Gene Ontology annotation, cellular component: phagophore assembly site; cytoplasm. The transcript has a single exon. The coding region runs from base 1 to 2289 and encodes 762 amino acids.
AUGACAUCGACGGCCACUACACCAGCGGGGAGUCGACUCAAAUUUAAGGAAUACUCUCCGCACAUUGAAGUCAGCUUUUGGUACGAGCUUGAGCGGCGGAAACUUCACGAAUGGCGUCUGCAGGAGCCGGUGGUGCCUUUGACGCUCUUUGGGACGGUAAAUUCUGCGUACACCGCCACUCCUGCGAAUAUCGUCUCUGCGAGGCGAGAAAGUCUGGGGAACGACACCGAUGCGAUUGUCGCGGGACUGCCGCAGAAUCCACUGGUGGGUGUUGCUGCUGCUACUGACACGAAUGCGCCUUUUCCGAUUCCUGUGCUUUUGAGUGGGGAACUGCAAAACUUUAAUACCCUUGAGCAGCUCUGUAAGCUGCCACGACGGGAGGCAAUUUGGCGUGUGUUGAAAGAAAAGUUGCUCAUUCCACUUUUUUCUGGCAAGGGAAGUAAAACCAUCGAUGUCAACGAGGAUAGGAAGGCGGCUGAAAUCCUAGUCGAUAAGGUCUGGGAAGGCAUCAAUUUUGCUCUCGCCGCUCUUUUCACUUACGCUGAUCUGAAAAGUCAUCGAUUCCACUACAUGAUGGCGUUUCCUGUUUUGGAUCUUGGAUCGCCUGUUGACGUCAAGCAUCGUGUGAAUGGUGGUUACGCCGCCCUUGCAACGGAUCACGGUGUCUCGUAUUUUUCUAGCCGCAAAGCUGUGGACCGAAUACAUGCACAUUUGCUGGACCAACUGCGGCGUCACCCAGAGCGUGGUCCAAAUCCCUUUAUUGUCACUUGCCAGGCGUCAGGCCAUGGGGAAAAUGAAGAGGUGAUUUUUUAUCCUUUUACAUUCUCUACCAUCAAUAAAAUGAAGGAGCUGUCGUUUCUUGUUGUCAUGGCAGACGUCUCUACUAUGGAGGAUUUCCCCGGAUGGCCGGCACGCAACGUGAUUGGCGCACUUCGUCUCGCCCGACCGUCUAUAACGGCAUUUGCAUUGUACUGUAUCCGCCACAACGAAGUAGAAAGGAGUGUUGUAUUUGAAUGCACUUGCGACCCACUGAGCUAUACAUUUGAAGACGUGAUGACAGAAGGAACUGAAGGGAAACAAAACGCCUUUGCAAGAGCUGUUGGAUGGACCGAGCGGAAAAGUGCCGAUUCCCCUGUGAGUUGCAUUGAUCUUGGUGCCAUGAUGGAUCCAGAACGUUUGGCAGAGUCCAGCGCUCGACUAAAUCUUAGCUUGAUGAAGUGGCGCAUGUUGCCCGAACUCUCUCUUGAUGGAUUGGCCUCCUGUAGGGCUCUAGUUCUUGGGAGUGGAACUCUUGGCUGCAAUGUGGCGCGUCAUCUUUUGAUGUGGGGUGUCACCAAAAUAACACUUGUGGAUCGUGGCAACGUCUCCUUCUCUAAUCCUGUGCGACAAACACUUUUUGAGAUGUCUGACGUCAUUAACCCUCGACUGGAGGAGCGCAAUAAGGCCGUUGCCGCUGCCAAGGCUCUCAAGCGCAUCCUUCCCACCGUGGAGGCGCAUGGCGUGCCGUUGACAAUACAUAUGCCGGGACAUCGCAUAGACAAGCAGCGUGAACCAGAGGUCAUUGCUGAGGUUGAACGACUUGAUACACUUAUUCAAGAACACGACGUUGUUUUUCUUUUGACGGAUAGCCGAGAGUCUCGGUGGUUACCAACGCUGAUGGCUACUACACAUAAUAAACCCCUCAUUAACGCAGCGUUGGGGUUUGACACCUAUGUUGUCAUGCGUCAUGGCCUUGAACCAAAAGAGGGCAGUGGAGGUUCCCGGUUGGGGUGUUACUUUUGCAGCGACGUUGUGGCUCCACGGGACAGCAUGACUGCACGCUCGCUUGAUCAGCAGUGUACCGUCACGCGUCCUGGGCUUUCUGCAAUUGCCUCAGCGACGGCAGUGGAGUUGUUAGCGCAGUUGUACAACCACCCCCUAGGAUUUGCGUGCCCUCCGUAUACGGAAACGGAAAUGCAAGAAGUACACUUGCAGCAACCUGGGGACUCCAAAGCUACAAAUCCUACCGACACAAAUGGAGCAGUGUGCGUUCUUGGAAAAAUUCCACAUCAGAUUCGAGGGAGCGUUUUAACACACUACAUUUAUACGCUUUACGGCUACCGCUAUGAAUCGUGUACGGCGUGUUCUGACUCUGUGGUGGGAGCGUACCGAAGAGAACGGCAAUCCUUUGUGUUACGCUGCGUAAACGAUCCUCUGUAUAUUGAGGAGGUAUGUGGUGUAAAAGCUUUCAAGGAGAGCUUUAACCUUGAGGAUCUUGAUGAGUGGGAUGUCGAUUCUCAUAGCGACUGA